CAUCCCCCUCCCCCUCCCCCUCCCGGAGUCGAAAUUUCCCGGGGAUUAUGUUUCGGAAAGGUAGGUAAGCGCCGGGCGCGGCGCCCGCGUCCCCGCAGCCCGGACCCGGAGAGCCAGCGAGGCGGCGACACAGCCCCCGCGGCUUGCCGCGAAGCCGACAGCUCGUCUCCUCUUCUGGGGGUGCUGCUGGUGGUAGGGGGGGAGAGACUUGCUCCAAACACGGACGUCCCCCAGCUCUCCCCCCCCUCCCUGUUUUCCGUUAGGAACCCGGCGGGGAAAUACAUGCACUCGCUGAGAAUCGCCCGCGCCAGGGCACAACGCUACAAGGUGUAGGGACAGUGUGGGGUGGGGUGAGAGGGGACCCAGGAGUCCCCGUGGCUCAGAGCGCCGGGGCGUCGGUUCUUCAUUCCUGCCCUCGGGGCGGACGGAGUGACCCCGGCCCCCACUCCCCGCCCCGACCAUGGUAGUGUUCAAUGGCCUUCUUAAGAUCAAAAUCUGCGAGGCCGUGAGCUUGAAGCCCACAGCCUGGUCGCUGCGCCAUGCGGUGGGACCCCGGCCGCAGACUUUCCUUCUCGACCCCUACAUCGCCCUCAACGUGGACGACUCGCGCAUCGGCCAAACGGCCACCAAGCAGAAGACCAACAGCCCGGCCUGGCAUGACGAGUUCGUCACCGAUGUGUGCAACGGGCGCAAGAUCGAGCUGGCCGUCUUCCACGAUGCCCCCAUCGGCUACGACGACUUCGUGGCCAACUGCACCAUCCAGUUUGAGGAGCUGCUGCAGAACGGGAGCCGGCACUUCGAGGACUGGAUUGAUCUGGAGCCAGAAGGAAGAGUGUAUGUGAUCAUUGAUCUGUCGGGGUCGUCGGGUGAAGCCCCUAAAGACAAUGAAGAGCGCGUGUUCAGGGAGCGCAUGCGGCCCAGGAAGCGGCAGGGGGCCGUCAGGCGCAGGGUCCACCAGGUCAACGGCCACAAGUUCAUGGCCACCUACCUUCGGCAGCCCACCUACUGCUCCCACUGCAGAGAUUUUAUCUGGGGUGUCAUAGGAAAGCAGGGAUACCAAUGUCAAGUUUGCACUUGCGUGGUCCACAAGAGAUGCCAUGAGCUCAUAAUUACGAAGUGUGCUGGAUUAAAGAAACAGGAAACUCCCGAUGAGGUGGGCUCGCAGCGGUUCAGCGUCAACAUGCCCCACAAGUUCGGUAUCCACAACUACAAGGUCCCCACCUUCUGCGACCACUGUGGGUCCUUGCUCUGGGGCCUCUUACGACAGGGUUUGCAAUGCAAAGUCUGCAAGAUGAACGUUCACCGGCGCUGUGAGACCAACGUGGCCCCCAACUGUGGGGUGGACGCCAGAGGAAUUGCCAAAGUUCUGGCUGACCUAGGUGUUACUCCAGACAAAAUCACCAACAGCGGCCAGAGGAGGAAAAAGCUCCUUGCCGGCGCCGAGUCCCCGCAGCCCACUUCUGGAAGCUCACCAUCGGAGGAAGAUCGAUCCAAGUCAGCACCCACCUCCCCCUGUGACCAGGAAAUAAAAGAACUUGAAAACAACAUCCGGAAGGCCUUGUCUUUUGACACCCGCGGGGAGGAGCACCGCGUAGCAGGCGGCGACGGCCAGCAGGCGAGCCCCGGGGAGAACGGCGAAGUGCGGCAGGGCCAGGCCAAGCGCCUGGGUCUGGAUGAGUUCACCUUCAUCAAGGUGCUGGGCAAAGGCAGCUUUGGCAAGGUCAUGUUGGCAGAGCUGAAAGGCAAAGAUGAAGUAUAUGCUGUGAAGGUCUUAAAGAAGGAUGUCAUCCUCCAGGAUGAUGAUGUGGACUGCACGAUGACGGAGAAGAGGAUUUUGGCGCUGGCGCGGAAACACCCGUACCUAACCCAACUCUAUUGCUGCUUUCAGACCAAGGACCGCCUCUUUUUCGUCAUGGAGUAUGUAAAUGGUGGCGACCUUAUGUUCCAGAUUCAGCGCUCCCGAAAAUUCGACGAGCCUCGUUCCCGGUUCUAUGCUGCAGAGGUUACGUCAGCCCUCAUGUUCCUCCACCAACAUGGAGUCAUCUACAGGGAUUUGAAACUGGACAACAUCCUUCUGGAUGCAGAAGGUCACUGCAAGCUGGCCGACUUCGGGAUGUGCAAGGAAGGGAUUCUGAACGGUGUCACAACCACCACAUUCUGUGGAACUCCUGACUACAUUGCACCCGAGAUCCUGCAGGAGUUGGAGUAUGGCCCCUCCGUGGACUGGUGGGCCCUGGGGGUGCUGAUGUACGAGAUGAUGGCUGGGCAGCCUCCCUUCGAGGCCGACAAUGAGGACGACCUGUUCGAGUCCAUCCUCCACGAUGACGUCCUCUACCCGGUCUGGCUCAGCAAGGAGGCCGUCAGCAUCCUGAAAGCUUUCAUGACCAAGAACCCGCACAAGCGCCUGGGCUGUGUGGCGGCCCAGAACGGUGAGGACGCCAUCAAGCAGCACCCGUUCUUCAAGGAGAUCGACUGGGUACUCCUGGAGCAGAAGAAGAUCAAGCCGCCCUUCAAACCUCGAAUUAAAACCAAAAGAGACGUCAAUAACUUUGACCAAGACUUUACCCGGGAAGAGCCAGUACUCACACUCGUGGACGAAGCAAUUGUGAAGCAGAUCAACCAGGAGGAAUUCAAAGGCUUCUCCUACUUUGGUGAAGACCUGAUGCCCUGAGAAGCUGCUCCAGGUGGAGUUUGGUGAUGCUGCGGGAAGGGGUGCCAAGAAGAGUCCGAUUUCUGGAGGCUCCGAAGGCCUUGAACUGCUUCUCCUGUUCUCC
Messenger RNA from Neomonachus schauinslandi (Hawaiian monk seal), 2774 nucleotides. RefSeq names its product protein kinase C epsilon (gene PRKCE). Lineage: Eukaryota; Metazoa; Chordata; Mammalia; Carnivora; Phocidae. The transcript is spliced from 15 exons. Gene Ontology annotation, biological process: protein phosphorylation. Gene Ontology annotation, molecular function: ATP binding; diacylglycerol-dependent, calcium-independent serine/threonine kinase activity. The record is from RefSeq and is a predicted model, not a curated record. The coding region runs from base 461 to 2671 and encodes 736 amino acids.